UCACUGGUGACGUUAGUUCGCCUGCCCCAAACAAUACAACCCUCAUACGGAGCUUCAAACAAGGGCAGUGGUUUAACUUUUGACACAAGCUUAUAUUAUAAUAUUAGAAGCCUCGGUUUCAAGGGUAGCAUCACUAACUGACCAUGGAAACUAUGGAAAUGAAUGGAGGAACGGACCGUGACAGCGGAGGAGAGCUGCACUGCUGAUGAAGCUUCUGACUAUAUCCUCUGGACUCCUCGUCCAGCACGCUGGCGAGGACGGUCCGAUCCUCUCAACAUGAACCACUAUGCCAAUAAGAAGAGUGCAGCGGAGAGCAUGCUAGAUGUGGCCCUUCUCAUGGCUAACGCCUCCCAACUGAAGGCAGUGCUGGAGCAGGGGCCAGACUUCACCUUCUUCAUUCCCCUCAUCACACUCAUCAGCAUCUCCCUCUUCCUGCAGGUCCUGGUGGGAGUGCUGCUCAUCUUCAUAGUGAAGUGGAACCUUAAUGAUGAGAGCAAGCACUUCCAGCUUAAUGUAAUGGAGAACAUCACCACAGCACUAGUCUUCAUCAUAGUAGUAGUCAAUGUCUUCAUAACUGCAUUUGGUGUCCAGGGGCGUAACGUCACUACAUGAUUCAGAACCCAAGGGCCCACCUGUGAAUAGG
Clupea harengus (Atlantic herring) is the source of this 643-nucleotide messenger RNA. It is a transcript of the gene ninj1, whose product is annotated as ninjurin 1. Gene Ontology annotation, cellular component: membrane. The record is from RefSeq and is a predicted model, not a curated record. Gene Ontology annotation, biological process: tissue regeneration; cell adhesion. NCBI's taxonomy places the organism in Eukaryota, Metazoa, Chordata, Actinopteri, Clupeiformes, Clupeidae.